This is a messenger RNA of Cicer arietinum (chickpea), 1205 nucleotides long. RefSeq names its product annexin D5-like. Gene Ontology annotation, cellular component: plasma membrane; cytoplasm. The record is from RefSeq and is a predicted model, not a curated record. Gene Ontology annotation, molecular function: calcium ion binding; phosphatidylserine binding; calcium-dependent phospholipid binding. NCBI's taxonomy places the organism in Eukaryota, Viridiplantae, Streptophyta, Magnoliopsida, Fabales, Fabaceae. Gene Ontology annotation, biological process: response to heat; response to cold; response to salt stress.
UUAUUGUGGAUGUUAUUAGAAAUUCCAUUAGCAGAUAAUGAUGCACAAUUUGUAAUAAUAACUUCACAUUUUAAUGUUAAUUGUUUGACAAAGAAACAAGAAAAAAAAAACAGAAUCAAGAUAAACAAUGUCAACCUUAACCGUACCUCCAGUGUUACCAUCCCCUCGUGAGGAUGCUAAAAAGCUUCACAAAGCUUUCAAAGGUCUUGGGUGUGACACAAGAAGGGUUAUUCAAAUCCUUGCUCACAGGAAUUCAGAACAACGCAGCCUAAUUCAACAAGAGUAUGAAACUACCUAUUCUGAACCACUUUCCAAACGAAUAUCUUCAGAGCUUCACGGUCAUCUCAAGAAAGCACUGAAACUUUGGCUGCAUGAUCCAGCAACAAGAGAUGCUAUCAUAGUAAGGAGUGCCUUAACAGCACCAGUUGUUGAUAAUCAAGCUAUUACAGAAAUAAUAUGUUCUCGUACACCAUCACAAUUAAGAAGAAUGAAAGAACUUUACCUCUCAACUUAUCAUUCCCCUAUUGAACAUGACAUUGAAAACCAAACAAGUGGUGAUCACAAGAAGUUGUUGGUUGCAUAUGUAAGUACACCACGUUAUGAAGGGCAUGAAAUGGAUCCAGUAAUAGUAGAAGAAGACGCCAAAAAACUAUACAAAUCAGGGGAGAAGAGAAUAGGAACUGAUGAGAAAACUUUCAUAAGGAUUUUUAGUGAAAGAAGCAGCCCACAUUUAGCUGCAGUUAGCUCUGCAUACUAUGCUUCAUUUGGAAACUCACUAGAAAAGGCAAUAAAGAAUGAAACAUCUGGCUCUUUUAUGAGUGGCCUAUUGACCAUAUUAAGAUGUGCUACUAACUCUUCCAUGUACUUUGCAAAGCUUUUACGGAAAGCAAUGAAGGGUAUUGGAACUAAUGACAGUAGAUUAAUAAGGAUAAUUGUGACAAGGACUGAGAUUGACAUGCAACAUAUAAAAGCAGCAUAUUAUAGUAAAUAUGGAAAACCAUUAACACAUGCUGUUCGUUCAGACACUUCAGGACAUUAUGAAGACUUUCUUUUGCAUCUCUUAGGUACUGAUUAUUAAUUAUUAAUUAUUAGUAGUUCAUUACACUAACCAGGCUCCUCUCUAUGUGUAAUUAUUAUAUGAUCAUGUUCAAUUAAGAGAAUUCCAAACUCUUUACAUAAAUAGAUGUUCAUUUUUGCUAGCUCAA